AUGGGUUUUGAUUCCAAAAAGUCAAAAACUUACUCAGACCAUGUGGAGGCCGAACCGGCGCCGCCUCCAGCUUAUACUCCUUGGGGCACAGACUCAGUCGACCAACCUGCCCAGCAAGAAUCGUCCCGAUCGGUGCCUCCGCAGGCAGAGUACAUGCAGCAGAAUUGUGCUCAGCCUGUGCAAUACCCGAAUCAGCCAACAUAUCCACCACAACAAUGGAAUGGGCCUACGCCGUACACACCACCCAACACCUACCAAGAUCGAUAUCAGAACAGGUACCAGAAUCAGUAUGAGAGCGGACGAUACCAAAAGUAUCAGGACCGAUACCAAAACGGACAGUACCAGCAGUACCAGGACCGAUAUCAGAAUGGACAAUACCAGCAAUAUCAGCAGCAAUACCAGGAUUUCCCAUAUCAACAAUACAUCCCGCCAGCUUAUUCCCAGCAAGGUCAAUAUCAUUCUCAACCACAGCCGCCACUGCAACGACCACCCAUACAGGGACUGAAACCAUGCGUUAUCCCUCGUAAGAAUACCCCCAACAGACAUACAACCCGAUCUAGCACUGACACCCAAGUAGAGAUAACAAAAGUGUUUGGUGGAUCCUACAUGAGUCCCUUCGUCCGCAUUCGCGUCCCGGAACUAGAACAACAAUCCCCUCUGUCCCCUGCCGAGCUCAUGGCCUUUAUCGACGGUCUGAACGAAGCGUUCCUUGGGAACCCAGCCCUCCAAGCCACGAAUGCCGUUGGAAGUAUCGUUGGCCUUGUUCCCCUGGGAACAGCGCAGUUGGUCGGCGCAGGACUCAACGUUGGUGCCGGGCUCGCAACAGCCGGUGUAUCCAUCGCACGCACAAAAAGUUACCUGAAGGCAGCCAACGAGAGAAUCUUCAAACCCAAGGGUCUUCAUGUGCAGAUUAGCAAGACCGAUAAAAUGCUCUCACAGAUCGGCAUGCCGAAUGAUGGCGCGGUUUUCGCCCGUCGUCAAUACCGAGGCAUUAUGGAUGGACAGACUCCAGACGAUAAUCCUAUUGCGCAGCGUAUGACUGUGCUCGGUGAUCGGGUCAUGCGUCUUUCGUUCGAGAAUGUGGCUGCGCCCGUAUCACCGGAUAAUUGGAUGAAGAAGGUGGGCUCAUUUGCAGCGCAACGGGCGGAACAGAAGCAGUUGCGAAAGUUGGGGAAGAAGCAAGCUAGGAUGGAUAGAAGGUCCUCCAAGUCUGAUCGGAAGAUUGGUAAGAUUGAGAGGAAACAGGAGGAGAUUGAGGAUGAGAUUGAUGACCUGAAGGGGGAGAUGGAUGAUCUUAUGGUUCAGAUUCAGAGCCUGGGUCCUGAGCAGCGAGGAAAUGAGAAGAUGCGCAGGGAGCUGAAGAAGGAUUUGAGGGAUUUGAAGAAGGAUUUGCGGGAUGCAGAGGAAAAGUAUGAGGAUCUGAUGGAGAAGGCUGAUAAGAAGGAUCGGAGGGAUGAGAAGCAUGGCAGAAGACAGAUGAAAGAGGCAAAGAAGGUGAAUAAGAUGCUGUGGAUUGUUAUUUUGCCUGAUGUGGGGAGUCAUGCUGGUGACGAUGAUUGGGAUUCUGAUUCGGAUGGUUCACGAAGCUUGAAAAAAGAGUGA
Molecule: messenger RNA, 1602 nt
Organism: Penicillium pulvis
Lineage: Eukaryota; Fungi; Ascomycota; Eurotiomycetes; Eurotiales; Aspergillaceae
Exons: 1
Coding region: 1-1602 (533 amino acids)
Source: RefSeq, a predicted model, not a curated record